AUGGAUACGGAGGAUCAGGGCUCUGUUUGUACGGACUACAGCUCCGUAUCCUCCACGUCAGAGGACAAAGAUACUGCCAUUACUGGUCAAGAACAAGAACUGUCCAAGGAAGAGGAAUCAAGUGGCAAAAAGCUAAAAACGAAAACCUUUGAAUAUUUGAGGAACAAAGCAGCAGAUAUCAAACACGAAGAAGACGAACCUUGUCUUCCUGUCCUUCCCGAAGACGCUUUUAAAAAUGAGCAGGCGAGCGAUCUUCCUGUACAAUCUGGUGACAUUGCUUUACAGAUACCACCCGAGGAGGUGGACCCCAGUGUACCCCCUUCGAGACAAGGUCAAGUAACUUUGACAGAUCUGACACAAUUUCAAGUUCAAGAUCAUACAAAAAUCAGUGUCCUACCACUGGACAUGAACUAUCUUGCACCUACCAGUGAUUACCUGUACCAUUGCUUACCCAGCACAGCAACUGAGGGCAGCAAUACAUCUUUUUUGGGACAGAUAAUGACGCCGCUUCCGGCCCAUCAACACCUUCCCAAAGUUAACCCUUUCUUACCAGCUCCGCUUACUUCCCAUUUUGCUGUCACCUCGCAUUCCUCAAUCCCCUCCUCAUUUAACGACACGCGAUCAUCACGACUCAGAUCUCAAGUGAGAACACGAGAACGAGGUCGUUCUAACAGCGCCCUCUCGAGGGAGGAACAGAAGAAAAGUGCUUGUGACAGAGAAAGAAGUCGGAUGCGAGAUAUGAACCGGGCUUUUGACCUACUACGAGAAAAACUACCAAUAUGUAAACCUCCAGGGAAAAAAUUAUCAAAAAUUGAAUCGCUCAG
This is a messenger RNA of Limulus polyphemus (Atlantic horseshoe crab), 824 nucleotides long. RefSeq lists its product as uncharacterized. Gene Ontology annotation, molecular function: RNA polymerase II cis-regulatory region sequence-specific DNA binding; protein dimerization activity; DNA-binding transcription factor activity, RNA polymerase II-specific. Gene Ontology annotation, biological process: mesoderm formation; regulation of transcription by RNA polymerase II. The transcript has 2 exons. The annotation marks the transcript as partial. The record is from RefSeq and is a predicted model, not a curated record. Gene Ontology annotation, cellular component: nucleus. NCBI's taxonomy places the organism in Eukaryota, Metazoa, Arthropoda, Merostomata, Xiphosura, Limulidae.